AUGUCGUGGAAAUCUGGAGGGAGUACUCCUAUCGGUACGAAUCUACGAUUUAAGAUCCUCGAACCACUCAUCUACCAUAAGAUCCGAAACAAGAGCUUCAAGCGGCCCCUGCUUAUAUUCAUUACUACCGACGGUAUCCCGAGUGCUGAAGGAGGCUCCGCGUUUGCCGAUGCUAUUUUGGAAUGCGGCGAGAAGUUGGAAGAAGUCGACUAUCCUCGCAAAAGUGUAAAGUUCAUGGUUGGGCAGAUUGGAACAUCAUCCAGAGCUAUAGAAGACCACACGGACUUGCACAUCUUAGAAAAGCUGGAUAAGAAACUAAAGAGGUUCCAUGACAACGACCGGGAAUUCGAGCGAUGGGUAAGCAACCCUUAA
Molecule: messenger RNA, 372 nt
Organism: Daldinia caldariorum
Lineage: Eukaryota; Fungi; Ascomycota; Sordariomycetes; Xylariales; Hypoxylaceae
Exons: 2
Coding region: 1-372 (123 amino acids)
Source: RefSeq, a predicted model, not a curated record